Molecule: messenger RNA, 1451 nt
Organism: Rubroshorea leprosula
Lineage: Eukaryota; Viridiplantae; Streptophyta; Magnoliopsida; Malvales; Dipterocarpaceae
Source: the annotation of a GenBank genome assembly
AACAAAAAAAAUCUCUGAAGCUGAUCUUCAUAUUUGGAAAUCCACUUCAAAGCAACACCUGAGAUCUCAUUUUCUUUCCAAUUCGAAGCCAGCAGUUAAGAUCUUUUUCAUUUUCACACCGCCAAAAAUCAAUUCAUUUUUCUUUGUCUCUGUUUCCUCUACGGUCUACAUCACGCGUUCGCAGCUCCUCAAUACGUCCGUGGAAGAGUUCCAGAGAGCAAAGAUGAAUGAUCUUAUGACAAAAUCUUGGACCAGCUAUGUAGAUCUUAAGAAAGAAGCCAUGAGAGACCUUGAAGCUGGACCGGACUAUGAUCUGGAGAUGUCAACGGCAAACUCCAUGGACCAUAACAUGGGGCUGUUCCUGGAAGAGGCUGAGAAAGUGAAGCAAGAGAUGGGAGUGAUCCGGGAAAUCUUGGGUAGGCUCCAAGAAGCCAAUGAGGAAAGCAAGUCAUUGCACAAACCUGAGUCCUUGAAAUCCCUGAGGAACAAAAUCAACAGUGAUAUUGUCACUGUGCUGAAAAAGGCCAGGACAAUUAGGGCACAGCUUGAAGAAAUGGACCGCGCAAAUGCAGCUAACAAGCGCCUUUCAGGGUGCAAAGAAGGCACCCCAAUUUACAGAACCAGGAUUGCUGUCACCAAUGGCCUGAGGAAGAAGUUGAAGGAGCUGAUGAUGGAUUUUCAGGGGUUGAGGCAGAAGAUGAUGACUGAGUACAAGGAGACUGUGGGGAGAAGGUAUUUCACAGUGACUGGAGAGCACCCAAAUGAGGAAGUCAUUGAGAAAAUAAUCUGUGAUGGGAGUGGGGGUGAGGAGUUCUUCUCGCGGGCAAUUCAGGAGCAUGGGAAAGGGAAGGUAUUGGAGACAGUAGUGGAGAUACAGGACAGGCAUGACACGGCCAAAGAGAUUGAGAAGAGUUUGCUAGAGCUGCACCAGGUAUUCUUGGACAUGGCAGUGAUGGUGGAGGCUCAGGGGGAGCAGAUGGAUGAUAUUGAGCAUCAUGUGAUGAAUGCCAGCCAUUACGUGAAGGAUGGUACAAAGGAGCUGGGGACAGCAAAGAAAUAUCAGAGAAGCAGCAGGAAGUGGCUCUGUAUUGGGGUGAUUCUUCUACUAUUGAUUGUUCUCGUGAUUAUCAUCCCAAUUGCUACAAGUUUCAGCAGCUCAUGAAUUUGAAUGUUGAUAGAAGAACUUACAGCCCAGUUCUUCAUCCUUUUGUUCCUUUCACUUUAAGAAUGCAUUUCCAUAGAUAGAACAAGUUUCAGUCCUUUUGUUGGGACUGGCAUUUUAGGUUUCAAGGGUUCAAUGUUGGUUUUAUUCUUUCAUUGAUGACAUUGUUUAAAUUUAAUGUGUGAUCUGAAUCUACCAUAUAUAAGAUUUACUGUUAAGUUCAGCUGCUGUGUUCAUUUAUUGCAGAAGUUUUGUAUAUAAUUCUUGCUAAUUAAGAUAUCCUGAGAAA